Messenger RNA from Aspergillus sclerotioniger CBS 115572, 582 nucleotides. RefSeq lists its product as uncharacterized. The coding region runs from base 1 to 582 and encodes 193 amino acids. The transcript has 2 exons. The record is from RefSeq and is a predicted model, not a curated record. Lineage: Eukaryota; Fungi; Ascomycota; Eurotiomycetes; Eurotiales; Aspergillaceae.
AUGGCACAUGCUGGUGAGGAGGUCAAUCACGGGAAAAAGCGCCCCGCUGAGAGUGUCCCCGAAAGUGAUCAUCAACCUCUAGCUAAAAAAUUUGGUCGGUUGCAUAUUUCACCUUCUGUAUCAACUGGACAUGUCACUAAUACCGAAGAGAAGCUUCCUGCUUCUGCUUCAUCUGAUUUGAUGUUAUUGGAUGAUACCAAACACACCAUUUACAUACAUGACCUGGAUAGAGAGUUAGAAGAUGCUGAGCCUAGGGCCGAUUCUUUUACGAUUCUUACCAGAUAUGCUGAUCAAAUAACGGCAAUCCCAAGAUUGUUGGUCAAUAAUAAUAAGACUCCAUGCAAUGAAUUGGUUCUUUACACCGAGCCUGCGUCCUUGUCAAUUCCAAAAGAGGAGGACAGCGUCCGGAAGGCUCUGAUCGCCACAAGAGAACGCGCUAGGGGGGUUCAACAAGAUUGUGAUGUCCUUUUUGGGAACCCUUCUAGUAACGCGAUCGUGACUGGGACUACAACCGGGAGUGUUUCGAUUCAAGGCCCUAUUGAUGGUUAUAGUGAAGCAAUGGAAGUCGACAUUGAUUGCUGA